AUGAAGAGCAAGCCCGACCUGGAGGGAGACAUCUCCUACAUCAAGACGCCCAAGGCUGCACCAUCGGCCUUUGAGCAGGUGGAUUGCGGCGUCCCCAUCACGAAUUCACCGGCCAUUCACAAUGCUCCGCUGCCGGCUGAAGGUGCUGGAAAUGAGAGCUUUUCCAACAUUGUGCUUGGUGUCCUCUUGUUGGGCGUGCCAUACCUGAUGAGCCGCUUCAUCGGCGGCGGCCUCAAGACCACCAUCUUUUUUGCCAUUCUUACGCUCUUCCCCAUCCUCAUCGCCUACUGGACCUACACAUCCAAUUUUAGCCCGCGCAUCAAUGAGAAUGUCAAGUUGCCUGGCCGCCCCAUUGAGUCGUAUGUGACCUUCAAGGACGCGGCCGACCAGGCCAAAUGGAGCGGCACCAACAAGGUGCCAAUCCAGACAUUUUCUGAAAUGUACAUUGACGGCAAGGCCGAUUUCAAGGGAGACGUCCUGGACAUCCUCGAGUACCGUCACGACUGGUCCAAGUUUAGCUUUACCAAGGACCUCUUCAAGUUCAUUCUGUUUACGUUUGGCCCCGACGUCCUCUUCCACACAAAGGACCAGGACAUGGAGCAAAUCCGCCCCAACUACGAUUCCGGAAACGACCACUACGCCUGGUUCCUCGGCCCUCGCAUGAUUUACACCAGCGGCAUCAUCUCCGACACCACCCGUGAGGAGACUUUGGAGGAGCUCCAGGACAACAAAAUGGCCAUUGUGUGCGAGAAGCUUGAGCUCAAGGAGGGCGAGACCCUCUUGGACAUUGGAUCGGGCUGGGGCACGCUCGCCAAGUUUGCCAGCGUAAACUACGGAGCCAAGGUCACCGGCAUCACCAUUGCUGAGAACGGAGCCGCUUGGGGCAACGAUGUCCUUCGAAAUGCCGGCGUGCCCGAGGAGCAGAGCAGGAUUCUGUGCAUGGAUUACCGUGAUGCGCCAAAGCAAAAGUACAACAAGAUUUCUCAGCUCGAAAUGGGUGAGCAUGUCGGCGUUCGAAAGCUCACCACCUUUUUCCGACAGUGCUACGAAAUGCUCGAAGAUGACGGCGCCAUGUACGUCCAACUCUCUGGUCUUCGACAGGCCUGGCAGUAUGAAGACUUCAUCUGGGGUCUGUUCCUCAACAAGUACAUCUUCCGCGGCGCCGAUGCCUCGACUCCUCUUUGGAACUACGUCCGGUCCCUGGAGAGCGCAGGCUUCGAGGUCAAGAGCGUGGAUACAGUCGGCGUGCACUACUCUGCCACUCUUUGGCGCUGGUACCGCAACUGGGUAGGAAAUGCCGACACCAUCACGGCCAAGUAUGGACAACGCUGGUACAGAAUUUGGGAGCUUUUCCUCGCUUGGUCCGUCAUUGCUUCUCGCCAGGGCAGCGCCACGUGCUUCCAGAUUCUUGUGGUGAAGAACCUCAACUCCGUCCACCGCAUCAACGGCGUUGGCUCGCAGCACGGCCUUUCUGGAGCUUUGGCCGCCAGCCGUGCAGCUGGCAAGGCUAGUCUCCCCAAGUAA
Molecule: messenger RNA, 1524 nt
Organism: Pochonia chlamydosporia 170
Lineage: Eukaryota; Fungi; Ascomycota; Sordariomycetes; Hypocreales; Clavicipitaceae
Product: cyclopropane-fatty-acyl-phospholipid synthase
Exons: 4
Coding region: 1-1524 (507 amino acids)
Biological process (GO): cellular response to biotic stimulus
Source: RefSeq, a predicted model, not a curated record